UGUGUCGCACUGCGUUUAACUUUUGUAUAUAAGCUCUUACAUCUUCAGCUUUGAAGACACAAUCAAGCCAAACAAACACACAGAACAGCAUGAAAUUCCUCGUGAUCUUCGCUGUCGCACUUGCUUGCGCACACGCCGUGCACUUGCCAUACAUCGUCUCCAGUCCAAAUGAUUCCAGUGAGGAGGAGUAUCGCGUCAUUGUGCCGGUCAAGGGAGAAGCCGACGUGGAAUCGGUGAAAGUGAAAGUGCCACGUUUGCUCACUGCUGAUGUCAAGCAACAAAUUAUCAAACAAACUUUAACUGCACGCGGUUAUGGGUCAAUUUUGUCUCAAGCUACUGGUGCUCCGUUAUGAUGAGGUGAGCUCGGUCAUCUACAAGCAUCACUAAUACUCUAUAUCUUUCAAAUAAGUGGUGUACAGGUGUUGCCAGCUGUUGUGAGUGACCCAAACAAUCCAUCGUGUCUGCAGCACUUGUAGCGCCUGUCCUGUCUCUAAGUCCAAUUUAUUAUUCAAACAGAUCUUUUAAACCCUUUAUCCGUGUAGUUAUCAAAACUUCAACUUUUUAUGUAAAUAUUACGACAACUUUUCAAAUAAAGAUUUUUUAAUAAAAUAUUUUACUAAAA
This is a messenger RNA of Bactrocera latifrons, 622 nucleotides long. RefSeq lists its product as uncharacterized. The transcript is spliced from 2 exons. The record is from RefSeq and is a predicted model, not a curated record. Lineage: Eukaryota; Metazoa; Arthropoda; Insecta; Diptera; Tephritidae. Bases 90 to 353 code for a protein of 87 amino acids.